AUGCGUCCAUUCUCCUCGUCCCCCAAAGCCCCCGCAAACCCCAAGGACCAGGCCGAACAAAUUGAGAACCAGAUUCUGGACCGGAAACCUGCGAGCUCAGAAGACUCAUCACCACUGUCUGCCAUUACCAAGAUGAUGCAGGGAGACCAGCCCUCCUCUUCCUCGUCGCGCGUUCGAUCCGACUACGCCAGAUUGGCCGAGAGCUUGGAAGCCGACAUGAUGCGAAACCCUUACGCCGACCGCGCUCCUCCUCACCACCUCCACGUCUACUGCCACAAGCAUAACACGAUCCUCACCUUGACACGGCCGAACGGAAACCCGCUCAUGUCCCUGGGCACGGGUCAGAUCGGCUUCCGCAAAGGUGGUCGGGCUGGCUUUGACCCUGCCUACCAAUUGUCUUCCCACGUCAUGUCGCAGAUCCAAGAAAGGGGAUAUUUGAUGGAGAUCAAGCGGUUGGAAGUUAUCUUCCGUGGAUUUGGAAAGGGCCGAGAGGCAUUCACCAAGGUCCUUCUCGGUAACGAGGGACGUAACAUUCGGGGGCUUGUCAGCCGAGUGACCGACUCGACUCGCGUCAAGUUCGGUGGUACUCGUAGCCGGAAGGUGCGCAGACUGGGUUGA
Molecule: messenger RNA, 618 nt
Organism: Penicillium cinerascens
Lineage: Eukaryota; Fungi; Ascomycota; Eurotiomycetes; Eurotiales; Aspergillaceae
Product: mitochondrial 37S ribosomal protein uS11m
Exons: 1
Coding region: 1-618 (205 amino acids)
Biological process (GO): translation
Cellular component (GO): ribosome
Molecular function (GO): structural constituent of ribosome
Source: RefSeq, a predicted model, not a curated record